Molecule: messenger RNA, 315 nt
Organism: Diabrotica balteata
Lineage: Eukaryota; Metazoa; Arthropoda; Insecta; Coleoptera; Chrysomelidae
Source: the annotation of a GenBank genome assembly
AUGUCGCAGUCUUCAAUAAUAUUAAGAUGCGCAAAUUCUCAAGGACUAUUAAUUGAAAGGUUUAUGGGAUUUUACGAUGUAGGUGCCGGUAGAACAGCUGAGCAUUUGUUCACUAUGGCUGUGACAGUUUUAGAGCCUUUGGAAUACAGACAUAAUCUUGUAGGACAGUGUUACGAUGGAGCCAGUGUGAUAUCAGUGCACUUAAAUGGACUUCAACAAAAGCCACAUGCCCCACAAGCAAUUUUUGUGCAUUAUCUAGCCCAUCGACUUAAUCUUAUUUUGCAACAGAACUUGAAGGAAAUACCAAAAUGUUGA